GGUCGUUCCACGUCCUAUCGACACUUAUGUAGAGCUGCAUAAGCUGGAUAGGCGUGGGAAGCAUACAGAGGAUUGGGCACUCAGACAUGUCCGAUACGUGACUAUGUGGGAAAGGAGAGCUGAGCUAGCUGUGGUUGGGACACCCACAUAUGUGCCAUCUGUUUCAGGAGACUACAUGGGAUGGUACUACAGCAUCACUCGGUUAUUUGUGUCUUCUUCGUUCAGACUCCCUACUCAUCAUUAUCAGCCUAGCUCCUUGGCUUUGCAUCUUACGACACGAGCUUUGCAGCGCAUACAUCAGCGGGCUACUGCCACUGUGAUUGAUAUUCCUGAUGUGGA
Cuscuta epithymum is the source of this 339-nucleotide messenger RNA. The record is from the annotation of a GenBank genome assembly. NCBI's taxonomy places the organism in Eukaryota, Viridiplantae, Streptophyta, Magnoliopsida, Solanales, Convolvulaceae.